Messenger RNA from Parnassius apollo (apollo), 948 nucleotides. The record is from the annotation of a GenBank genome assembly. Lineage: Eukaryota; Metazoa; Arthropoda; Insecta; Lepidoptera; Papilionidae.
AUGGCUUCGACGCCAAAGAAAAGGAAACACGUUACCCUGACUAUUUCUCAAAAAUGCGAGAUCUUGGAUCAAAUCAAGGAAGGUGAUAUUUUGAUGGAGAAGGCGAAAUACUUUCAUGAAAGGCUUGGGCGAAGAGAGUUUUCUGCCAGUAAAGGGUGGUUAGAAAAAUUAAAAAAAAGACACGGAAUACGACAACUCAAAAUAACCGGCGAGAAGUUGUCUAACAACGAAGACGCCGUAAAACCAUUCCAGGAUAAAUUCAUGGACAUAAUCAAGGAGAAAGAUUUGUCCGCAGAGCAAAACUAUAAUGCAGAUGAGUCUGCUCUCAUCCAGCCAAUGGACCAAAACGUUAUUCAAAACAUAAAGGUGAAUUACAAGAAAAAACUUUUGCUUCAAGUUUUUGCACAACAGGAAUUGGAAUCUGAACGUACUGUAUCCGAUAUCCUUAAGACCAAUAUGAAAGAAGCUGUUUUCUCAUUGGCUGAAAUUUGGAAUCAGUUGAAUGCGAACCUAAUAAACAAAUCUUGGUUACCCUUGUGGCCUCAAUUAAACGUCGAAAAACAUACAGACGAUAACUUUGAACCCGAAGAUGAGGUUCCCUUAGCUUUUUUCGUUAAUAGAGGCUUUUCUGAGGCUGCAAUUAAUAACUUCUUACUAGGCAAUGAUGACCUAAAUGAAACUGAACCUUUUACUAAUGAUGAAAUAUUAAGGCAAGUACCGCAGGAAUGUGACGGCGAAAGUGAAGAAAUAUCGCAUGUUGAACCAGUAGCAAACUUUUCCAAUUCAAGCGCGGUGUCUGCCUUAAAUACAUGUCUUGAAUGGGCUGACCAAGUGGACAUUCCUUUGCCAGAAAAAAUGCUUUUACGUAAAUUGCGCGAUAAAGCUUUUUAUUUGUCAUUAAAUACCUGCCGACAAACUAAAAUAUUGGAUUUCUUUAAAAAAGUUUAA